Messenger RNA from Amoebophrya sp. A120, 3616 nucleotides. The record is from the annotation of a GenBank genome assembly. NCBI's taxonomy places the organism in Eukaryota, Dinophyceae, Syndiniales, Amoebophryaceae.
GGUGUAUGAAGUACCGAUAUACUAAAACUCGCAGUCACAAGUUCAUUUCGCGUGUAUUGAGUUUUUCAGAGCCCAAGGUGGUACAACUCGAUUACAAUGUUGAAGUGACCCCUGGCGGAUGGAACUUCGUCAUUUUACUUGAUAGGAGAUCGAGAUUUCUCGCGGUACCAUGUUGCGGCACCUGCGGGCGUUCGAUCUGUACCCGCGGUUGAAGCAGGACGCCACGGGCGACGGUACCCGGGGCCCGAAAUCAUCCCGCGUAGCAUUCCUGGUUCUUUUUGGGUCGCAGCUUCUCGUGCUCCUCUGCAUGGUAACGGAAAUUCGAGACUUUCUGUCGCCCACAGUAUCACAGGAGUUUGUGGUCGACCACGCGGAACAAGUGGAUGUCGAUAGUUCAAGCAAACGUGCCUCCCCGCGUCCCCAGCUGAACAUGCGGGUGUCUUUCAACCUGACGAUUGUGGAUAUCCGGUGCUUGGAUGUGUCCCUAGACUACCAGAACACCAUGGGCCUGCGCGCGGUCGACGUGAAAAGCGGGAUUCGCAAGGUGCGGCUGGACGGUCUUACCCUGCGCCCCCUGGCAAACUUACCGUCCUUGCCGAACGACGUGGAGGAGGAGCUAUUGGAUCCGGACUUCCCCGGGAUACACCACCGACACGCCGGUACGAACGAGACCUGCGGGGACUGCUACGGCGCGCUGCCGGCAACCGAGUGCUGUGACACCUGCGAGGACGUGCUGCACGCAUACCGCAUGAAAAAGUGGGCCCUUCCCCGUAUCGAACAGCUCGCGCAGUGCCGCGGGCGAGAAACAGAGAGCUGGCGUAAGGUAUACAGCCCCUCGGUGCAAGUGGCCCGGCCGGUUCGGCCGGACUCGCCGCCGGGGAUGAGCAGGGAUGAGAGCGGUGACUCGUCGACCCGUGCGAGGGCAUCCUCAAUAUCCGCACGCCUGCGUGAGUCGUCUUCGUAUCCGUCCAUUUUAGGAAGCAGCUUCAGCAUCCGGCACUUUCGGCCGCUGGACCUCACUUCCCUGUCGAUCUGGGACUUCGGGAAUCGUGAUUCGCUCUGGGAAGCGAGCGCGGGAAAGCCUUGGCCCAACUGCAUCAUGAAAAACACGGCCAUUUUUGACAACGAGGAGGAGAGCGGAGGACCCUUGCGAGGACGUUCAACUGAGGCUGGUACUACAGGUACUACGGACAACAAGAAUUCCAAAGCAGCAGGCCCUUUGCGCGUGGACCUUACCGUGUUGGACGAGUUCAUUGCGGCAGAAACCAAGAAGUUGGAGGACAGCGGGCGAGUUCCCACCGCCAGGUUUGGGUCACUGAGUUUGAACCCGUUCAUCAGCAGCACCACCACCACCAGCUCCACUCCCGCAGGCGGAGACACGCAGCGCGCCUCCGCUCUGCGGGGAUGUGCGCCGACGUCAUCUGAGAGCAGUAGUGCAACCAACCGCAUCCUCGGGAACACGAAAGGAACAAGCCAAAGCGAUGCAGCAUCUGCAGCGGACCACGGUGCAGCCUGUAAGUCCACGAAUCAGUUCGAGAGCCGGUGGGAAGAGGUCUGCGCCCUAGUCUGUGCGCGCGUGCCGGAAUGCAAGUACUGGCGACACGGCUUUGCCUCUAGUGCCAUGACGAGUAAAUGCUGGCUCCAUGCCAGCAAGCAAAAUAACCAGUGGCGGCUCGGGUUCCGGUCCGCCCCGCGUGACUGCCUUCCGCCAGCUCCCGGCGACGGGAAGAUGAACGAUGGGACAUUAAAGACCUCUUCGUCACGAGAUGGGCCACAGGAUCAUGAAACAGCUGCGCACAAAGCAGGACACCUACCAGAUGAAAAAAGCGGUGCAAGUAGAGAGGCCGAGAAUAACCCCCACCAAGAUCAAGGUGCCGCCGCGCCCAGCUCCACUUUGCAGACGGCACAAGAACGAAGAGAUUUGCGUACGAAAGUGGUGAAGGCCGAGAGCACGGGGUCGUCUUCUCCGAGCGUUGACCCGAACUCAAACGUCCCGGCGGAUGCUGCAGCGCCCGCGGCGCAGGCGAAGAACUCCGCGCAAACAAGUACUACUAGAGACGACCCAGCCCCCCAGGGGGAAAAUGAAAAAAGCGCACCUCGCAGGAGGCUUUUGCGCAUUUUCGACUCCGACGAGGACGCUUUCUAUGGACCAGGCGGGAUCCCCCUGGGCGGGGCGCAGUACGACGUGCUGGACCACGUUCGGACCAGCGCGCAGAAGGGCGAAUCCUGCCGCAUCUACGGACACUUCCUGACGGCCAAGGUCCCGGGCAAUUUCCACGUCAACUUUAAAUCCACCAGCUCGGCCUUUUUCCAGGGUACGUUCGACCGUCCGCAGAAGGAAUACGCGCACGUCAUCCACCACCUGCAGUUCACGGAGAUCGAUCCCCGCUCCGGGGAACCGAUCUUGCGCCGCAUCAGCGACCCGCAGCCGCGCAGCGAGCGGUAUCUGCUGUCCGAAAGCACCUACUUGGAGGGGAAAAAAACUGGGAGGACAGAGAAGACUAGCACAAGCGGUAAUGAAGCCGUACAUUCUGCUGCUGGUCGUGCAGAGGUAACCAGCAAAGGAAUAGAUGCAGACAAACAUUCUGUGCGGACUCGAAUACGGCAGCUAUUGCAGGACGCAGAUGACGGGGACACGGCACUGGACCGGUGGUCCCCUCUGGAUGGAACGGCCUUGGUGAACACGGACGGGGCAGUAUCCUGAGUGAAAAGCAUCCCAAAGCAGGACCAAUUUGCGCACGAUGUGAUUGUUGUCCAUGUACAUGUAGCCGUGCCGGCAGGUCAGGAAUCGGAAUGCUUCACACAUCGUUCGGCAUGUAAACAUGACCCAAAUAGAGACACAACUUGUCGAGACCCGUGUGCGAGAAGUAUAUCUCCGUAGUGGAUUUGGUUUUGGAUGGGCAGCCAUGGGAUGCUUUUUACACCCGACAAGCAACCACAAGCCAGUACUAUUUGACCCUGAUACCGAACACCGACGAGUUUCAGCAGCGGGGCUUUCAGGUAUCGUUUCAAAAUUUUGGCUCACGGUCUAGAUAAAAAGAAGAGCGGCCUUCUAUCUAUCAUGCUGUAAAAGUUUUUGCAUAAAAAUACGAUCCAACGGCGCUCACAUGCGAGAGUGAGGAUACUAGGAUGCAGAUAGAGGGGCCGUCGGGACCGAUUUCAUCAAUCUCUGGACUUGUUGUCCUCAGGUACGAGUCAAUAUUUUGGUUUCAUACCGGUACCACAGUGCUGGAUUUCAGACGGCCGGUCUCUUUGACUCAGGAAUCUACUUUCGCUACGAAGUCGAUCCCAUUCGCGUGCUUUACACUCGCAAGCAGUUGUCGCCGGCGAAGUUUCUGAUCCAUCUUUGCGGCAUUGUUGGUGGGAUAGUAGCGACAGUACAGUUCAUGUUCUUUUCGACGAAGCUGCGCACUUGAAAGAACUUGGAGAUUUCAGCGGAGCGACAGCAAGACACAGCAAUAUCCACAUCUAACGAUUCUUGGUUCGGUACAGCGAACGCCUUCGCCUACUUUGCAUUGAGGUAAUUGUUUCACGUCGCAAGUUUUCGAUUGGGGAAACAACGUUAAAACUAAAGAACAGAAUGAAAGAAAACUAGAAUGUUAUGGCUGUGUAUCGC